AUGGAGACAUUUCAUAAAAGAAAAAAAAUUAAGCCUCAAAAUAUUGUGAUCCGUUUAAACAACAGGCAAAUUUAUGCAUACAAUCGACCAGGUACACAUUUUUAUUCAGCCAGACAAUUCUACCAAAACGUUUUCCCCAACUGUACUAUAACAAACGUUGAGAAACCUCCGUGUUUCAUCAGAAAAUUCAGUCCUGAUGGAAAACACUUCAUCGCUUUUUCAUCUGAUCAAACUUCCCUGGAGAUAUAUCGUUAUCGGGGUCCUGCUGCAGCUGCUGAUUUGCUAGCACACUAUGAAGAUAAUCGUAAUGAAAGAACUCUUUUCGAGGUCAAGAACCAAACUUUUGAACGUUUUUUCUCGUUGAAGUUUCGAGUCACCGCCUCGCAGGGGGCUGAGCAGUUGAAUCGAGAAUGCAGUUUAUUCAGUGAUGACGGGCGUUAUGUCAUUAUUGGGUCAGCAUCGUUCAUUCCAGAUGAAAUAAGACCACACUUUUAUGAGAUAUAUACCAAUAAUGAGUCGGUUACUCCAAAUUUAGAAUCUCCUUUGGAAGACUAUACCCUGUAUUUGGUGGAUUUGCAUCUGGGAAAGCUCUGCGAUACUAGAUCUUUUAAAGUUGACAAGAUAUUCCUGUCCCACAACCAAGGACUAUAUUUAUAUAAAGAUACUUUAGCCGUACUAUCAGUUCAACACCAAGUGAUUCAUCUGUAUCAGUUGUUAGAUGGGAUGUUUGUAGAUAUGAAAAAGAUAGGCCGAUUUUGCUAUGAGGAUGAUUCAUACUUCUACAGUUCAGUGUACCCGACAGAAAGGGCUUUCAGAGAGACCUGCAUAAACUCGUUGAAACACCGAUUACUGGCGUUUUUAUAUAAACGAGCUCAAAGUAUAAGUCUUUCUACAAAAGAUCCUACCGAACUCAGAAAAUUCUAUCACUAUUUCGAAGACUUUAAUUCGUUGAGGAUGUGGAAAAUGCAGUUAAUUGACGAGCAUACUUUGUUGAUAAAGUAUGCUAGCGAAGAUGUAGUAACAUUGAAGUCUUCCGACGUAAAUAGCCAGCCACAGUUUUUUGUUGUUUAUGAUCUUAAAACUAAUAAUAUCACGGCUGUGUACGAAAACUCUUCCAAAGAAUUUUUGAAUAUUUUUGAAAAGUUUUGUGAUUUUUUCAGAAACGCAACCAUUUUCAACGAAACCAAUUUCUUUUGUAGUCCUUCAAAUAACAUAUAUGCCAGAUUGUUACAACAGAGAUUUAAACAGACGAUAGUUAAUGCGAAGUAUGGUGGUAAGACUGAGGCAACAAAAAGAUUACUAGCUCAAUUGCCCAUCAGUGCCCAGUCUUACAGUAAUUCACCUUACCUGGACUUAGCCCUCUUCAGCUAUGACGAGAAAUGGGUGUCUGUUAUGGAAAGACCCAAAGGUUGUGGAGAACAUCCCAUAAGGUUCUACUCUAGAGACUCUGGCUUUUUAAAAUUUCGGAUUUAUGCUGGAAUAAUCAGAACCUCUAUGUCUUCAUCCAGACGUUUGGUAGCUUUCAUAUUUCAUCCGAGUGAUCCUUUUGCUAUAUCUGUUCAACGUGCUAAUGCUGAAUAUAUUGUCAACUUUCAUAUUCGCCAUUAA
Messenger RNA from Leptinotarsa decemlineata (Colorado potato beetle), 1608 nucleotides. It is a transcript of the gene abo, whose product is annotated as de-etiolated protein 1 abo. Lineage: Eukaryota; Metazoa; Arthropoda; Insecta; Coleoptera; Chrysomelidae. Gene Ontology annotation, biological process: protein ubiquitination; positive regulation of proteasomal ubiquitin-dependent protein catabolic process. The record is from RefSeq and is a predicted model, not a curated record. Gene Ontology annotation, cellular component: cullin-RING ubiquitin ligase complex; nucleus. Gene Ontology annotation, molecular function: ubiquitin-like ligase-substrate adaptor activity; ubiquitin protein ligase binding.